CACGGAAAUAGUUCCUGCUGUUAUUUUGGCGCGGCGCGAAAAAGCAGCCAAGAAAAGUCUGCAAUGUUUACAGUCAUCAUCUGCUUUAGUCUGCUUUAAACUAAUAUACUGGCGUUUAACAUUAGUUUGUGAGCGAUUGUCAUUUAGACUUUAAACGUUGGAAUAAAAUCGAUGUUAUUUUAAUAAAUCGGAGAAUAUUUUUGAAAGCGCCAGAUAUUUGACAGCCGCGACAUGAGAUCGGGAACAACACAACGCAUUAAAAACAACAACACCGAUGAACCUUUGCCCAUUGCUUCACUUCGGCUUCUGGCCCCUCCACUGAGACUGGUCUCUGCGGCCAUGUGGAAAGUGAUGCAGCAGCGGGAUGCGAUGCUCUAUGGAAAGCUGGAGGAGUUUGUGACGUCAGUAUCAGAGACUGUACCUGGAUUGCUAAGUUAUCGACAUCAGGCCAAGCUGAGCGUGGGUCUGCGGGCACGGUUGAUCCUGGAGCAGCUCCGUGAGGCCCAGUCUUCUGACGCUGAGCUCAUUCUCUCCCAGCUAGAGAGACUUCGUGCUCCUGCCCUACCCAACAGUAAAAGAAUCCGGUCUGAUCAGAAAGUGGAGAUGGCUGUGAAGAACUUUCACACACUUGUGCAGACUCUGCUCGAGAAGCCAGCAGAGAGAGAGCAGUUCUUCAAGGAGGAGUUUAACUCUCAGUACGGGCCUCAGUAUGACUCUGCACUGGAGAAACUACUGUGGGAGUUUCUGACCAGACUGGACCAGCUGCUUCCUGUCCCAGAUCUGGCUCAGACUGUAUCGUGGCUUACUGCAGCUCCAGCUGUUCUGGAGGAGUGUGCACGCUCUGCGUCUCAGCCGCAACUCCUCAGGACUCUACUGCAGCACGAGAAAUGCCUCGGACACCUGGACUCCACAGCAUCCGUUCCCUCCUCCUUUGGGGACUCCAUCCUCUCCUCGCUUUCCCUCCCUCUCUCAGGAAAAGUGCGAGACAGCAACCAAUCAGGAUCCACUCCCACACCGAACAUGAUCCCAAGCCCCUCCUCAUCAACACAAAAAUCCAUCAAGAGGCAUGCGAGAGGAUCUGUGUCCCACAUCUCACCUGUAAUUGGCUCAAUAUCAACUGCAGACAUCCCACGUGCAGCUUCAACCAAUCAGAAUGUAGAACCUCUUUCAGAAAAGGACAGCGAUGAAGAUACAGAGAGUUCUAUUUACACAAGGGUCAAAUCGAGGUCCGGUCAGAAGAGUGCGAUUUUAGAGAAAAGUCCAAAUGAGGAGCACUGUGCGACGAGCAGUGAAGUCGAAGAGGAGGAUGAAUCUCAAACCAGACCAAUGAGAAGAAGUAGUAGAAAGAGUGGUGCAAAAGCAAAACAAAGCACAAGGAGCGGUGACAAAAUGAUGGAUUUGGGACAGAAGAUGAAAAGAAAAGAUAGCAGCAAGACACCUCGGAGAAAUCGCCAGGAAACAAGGUCACAAAAAGAGUCAGGUCUUCAUGCUGACUUUGCUUCCUGUAUGAAACGUCAGCUUCAAGUCAUCAUUCCAAGACUGGAACUAAAAUCAUCUACUCAAACGGUGAACACCUCGACCAGUGAGGAACAUACUACAGUGUCUCCAAGAAAACCUGCCACUGAGGGCGGGUCUGCAGUGAGAUGUGUCGAUGCUGGGAACCGAAAGAGGAAGCUCAGCCUCUCGGAGACUCCUGAGAAGAACCUGAGCGGCAAAGUUGAUCAGCAAGUAUAUGCUGGCUCUCCUUGCAUCCCCACACUCACGUCUUUCAGGAUGGAAAACUCAGAUACGGCUUCUCCUGUAACUCACUCCACAGAUGACGUUAUUGUAGAUUCAGAAGAUGAAGCCUCUGAGAAAUUUAAAGGAAGGCUGUUUACAAAGCGAUACUGCAAGACAAAGAGCGACACGUAUAUUCCCACUUUACAUGAAUUCUGGACUCCUGCCUUCUUCCGCCGUGACCACCUCUCUCCAGGAAACGGGUGCAGAUGAGGUUCGGUUUAAUGACCAUUCACCUGGUUUACAAACGCUUACUACCCUAAUGUCGCAUUAUUUCCUGUUUUUAAAUAAAUGUUCAUAGAUGUUGUUUAUACAUGUAGGCAUUCCCAAUGUCACCCUGUUCAAGUUUUUCUAUUUAUACAUUAGAUCAGCAUUAAUAAAUAUGCUCCAUAACUUUUUAAUUUUCCUGAAAUAAAUGAGUCCUGAGUGAGACUAGCUAUGUUUAUUUAUGCAUGAUUUAGUCUAGUUGUUUUUUGUUUUUUUUUACACAUAUAUAUUAAUAUAAUAAUGUUGGAUACU
Molecule: messenger RNA, 2295 nt
Organism: Hemibagrus wyckioides
Lineage: Eukaryota; Metazoa; Chordata; Actinopteri; Siluriformes; Bagridae
Gene: tinf2
Product: TERF1 (TRF1)-interacting nuclear factor 2
Exons: 10
Coding region: 232-1989 (585 amino acids)
Biological process (GO): telomere capping; regulation of telomere maintenance via telomere lengthening
Cellular component (GO): shelterin complex
Molecular function (GO): telomeric repeat DNA binding
Source: RefSeq, a predicted model, not a curated record